Geosmithia morbida is the source of this 2562-nucleotide messenger RNA. Its product is annotated as exosome complex exonuclease RRP6. The transcript is spliced from 4 exons. Gene Ontology annotation, biological process: nuclear polyadenylation-dependent snoRNA catabolic process; nuclear polyadenylation-dependent CUT catabolic process; poly(A)-dependent snoRNA 3'-end processing. Gene Ontology annotation, molecular function: nucleotide binding; 3'-5'-RNA exonuclease activity; nucleic acid binding. Gene Ontology annotation, cellular component: nuclear exosome (RNase complex); nucleolus. Lineage: Eukaryota; Fungi; Ascomycota; Sordariomycetes; Hypocreales; Bionectriaceae. The record is from RefSeq and is a predicted model, not a curated record. Bases 1 to 2562 code for a protein of 853 amino acids.
AUGGAGUCAAGGAGGCAGGACUUCUCGUCCGUCCAGGAAUCCACGCAAAAGUCACUUGUCUCUGUCGUCAAGACGGUCAACCGCAUCGCCGCCGAAGAUCUCAAUUUCCAACGCACCGUCAACCCGGCCGUCGCCCAGCAGCUCGACGACGCGUCGGCGCGUUUUCUCUCGAUAUCUUCACGCCUGCUCAAGUCUGCCGCCGACGCCUGUGGUCUCUCGGCCCCCACGCUCGAGGAUAGCGACGAUAUCGAUCUCGAGUGGCGCUCUGUCGUGGACGUCGUCGACACGGUCCUGGAAAAAGCCGACACAGCUCUCGACGAGUACACCGGUCUGAUCAAGCGCAAGGAUCCCCCCACCGCCGACUCAGCAAACGGCCCCGACGCGAAAAAGGCCAAGCCAGUCUCCAAGGUGGUGCGCAACGCCAACAUCACCAAGCCGCAGACUCACUUCGAGGUCCAGCCGGACAAUUUCCCCACCGGACCGUGGAGGCCCAUCAUCACAGACAAGCCGCAUGCCACUGUCUCCCUCGAUGACAGUCUUGUUAUUGCUCCCAACGCAAGCGGAUCUCCCCAAUACAAGCAUCCCUACGAGACGGAAAUCACAAUCAUGGACUACCCCAAACACGUAUUUCAAAAAGCCGAAGCCAUACCCUUCCAACCCAUGGACAAGUCCGAACCUACCUUUGUCGACACCUACGAGGGCGUGCUAGACAUGCUCGAGCACCUAAAGAAGUCCAAGGAGAUUGCCGUCGACCUCGAACAUCACGACUUCCGCACCUAUACCGGCCUCGUCUGCCUCAUGCAGGUAAGCACGCGCGAGCAGGAUUGGAUCGUCGACACCCUCCGACCCUGGCGUCACAAGCUCCAGGUCCUCAACCAGGUUUUUGCCGAUCCUAGUAUCAUCAAGGUAUUCCACGGCGCCUACAUGGACAUGAUCUGGCUGCAGCGCGACCUCGGCCUCUACGUCAACGGCCUGUUCGACACAUACUUCGCCUGCGAGAUGCUGGCUUACCCUGGCCGCAGUCUAGCCUACCUCCUAUCCGCCUUUGCCGGCUUCACCGCUGACAAGCAAUACCAAUUGGCCGACUGGAGGAUGCGGCCCAUCCCCAAGGAGAUGAUGUACUACGCCCGAUCCGACACACACUACCUCUUGUACAUCUACGACCGCGUCCGCAACGACCUCGUCGCCUCGUCGGACAGAUCAGAUCCCGAGACAGACCUGAUACGGCGCGCGCUAGAGAAGUCCAGGGAGGUGUCGCUCUACCGCCACGAGCACGCCGAGUGCAACGCCAAGACGGGCGAGGGCUCCCGAGGCUGGUACAAUUACAUCCUCAAGAAUGGGCAUCUCUCGCUCGACGCCGACCAGUUUGCCGUCUUCCGCGCCCUGUGGCAGUGGAGGGACGUGACGGCCAGGGAGGAGGAUGAGAACCCCAACUUCGUCCUCAGCUCCAACACCAUUGUGCAAAUCGCCCGCGUCAACCCGCCAGACAUCAAGGCUCUACACAGCAUGCUGCCGCUCAGCUCACCCUUAGCACGGCCACGCCUCAACAAGAUCUGGGAGCAGGUGCAGGCCACAAAGGCCGAGGGCGGACCCACACUCCUGCACUUCCUCACGACACAGGCGCCCGAGUCUCUCCGCAGGAACGGCGGGUCCAGGAUGGCCAAAAAGGUGUCUGCCGCUGCCACCCUACCAAAGGUGGAGGAGGACGACGGGGCGGGUGGUUCCGUGCCGAGGCUGACCCAGUCUCAGCUGUUUGGGAGCAUGCCCAUCAGUUCGCGGUGGGAGGAGUCCAAGAAGCUGCAGCGUCAAGACGACAACAUUCCGUUCCCGUGGCAGCGCUUCGUGCAGGACAUGGCCAAUGAAGUGGAUGCGGCGGCACCAGAGGCAGGAGCGGGGCACGAGACAGAGAAGUCUGCCGCCGCCGCCGCCGCCGCCGCCGCAGCUGCUGCCGAGAUUCCAGAGGAGGAAGAUGUCGACGAGGAAUUUACCCUGAAGCGAGGCAAGAAGCGCAAGGCACCCACCCAGGAAAAAGAUGACGACGACGACGACGACGACGACACGAGCUCGGAAGGGGAAGGAUCAACAGAGGAGGAAGCUGACAACAGCGGCAUCCUCUCCCUUGACGGCUCCAAGUCCGAGUCUAAGAAGAGCAGGGCCAGGGCCAGCGGCGCCAAUAAAAAAGUUCGCAAGGAGGAGAGGCGUCAAACCCUUCUCCAACAGCAGCAAGACAAGAAGGCCAUCAAGGAGAAGCGCAAGGAGAUGAAAGCCCAGCGCAAGAAGGAGAAAGAGGGCAACAGGGAGCACGCCGAGGCCAGCAAAACCCAGGCUCAGGCUCAAGAACAAGGUCAAGGGCAACAAAAGUAUGCGGCCGUGCCGUUUGAUUAUAGCAAGGCUGCCUCGGUCAUGGAUGCGGAUCGCAAUUCGCAGUCCAACGAGCAGAAGAGGAAGAAGGACAAGGCGCGUGUGUUUGACCCGUACGUCAAGUCUGUUGAGGACGGCGUCAAGGCGGCGAGGAAGGCUCCUCCCAUACGUGGAGAGAGGAGCGCUACGUUUAAGAAGUAG